CGCUCAUUUCUCAUUUCUGAUUGUUAAGCCGGAAAUGCUUCUUCUUUCAUUCCAAUAUCAAUCUCACCGGACCUGACCCGACCCUUUAUUUCUCUUGCAUUUCAUGGAUUCCAAAUCCAAACCCCAAACCCUAAACUCCACCCAAUUGUACCUCACCGCCCACAAAUCUCUUCAACCUUCUUCACCACCACCGUCACCACCCUCCUCCGUCCCAGUCCCACCCUCCUUCCCCCACUCCAAACUCAUCCCCAAAACCCGCUUCCUCGUCGACGCCUUCCGCUACGCCGGCGACUACUCCGUCUCCUACUUCCUCUCCCACUUCCACUCCGACCACUACGCCGGCCUCUCCUCCACCUGGUCCCGCGGCAUCAUCUUCUGCUCCGACACCACCGCCAACCUCCUCCUCCAUGUCCUCAAUGUCCCCUCCCCCUUCGUAUUCCCUCUCCCUCUCCGCCAACCGCUUCAAAUCGACGGCUCCGAAAUCACCCUCGUCGACGCCAACCACUGCCCUGGCGCCGUCCAAUUCCUCUUCAAAAUCCCCGCCGCCGCCGACGGAAUCAACUGCGAGAGGUAUGUUCACACUGGCGAUUUCCGGUUUUGUAGUUCGAUGGUAUCGGAACCUGCUCUCGCUCCGUUUAUUGGUGCUGAUGCUGUGUUCUUAGACACUACCUAUUGCCACCCUAAGUUUUUGUUUCCUUCACAAGACGAGUCUGUUGAUUAUGUUGUUGGUGUUGUGGAGAGUGUUGAGGGUGAGUGCGAUGAUAAUAACAGUGUUUUGUUUCUUGUUGCUACUUAUGUCAUUGGGAAAGAGAGGAUUUUGCUUGAGCUUGCCAGGAGGUUUAACCGGAAGAUACACGUGGAUGCUAGGAAGAUGCAGGUUUUGCGGGCUCUUGGGUAUGGAGAGAGUGGUGUGUUUACUGAGGAUGGAUUGGAAACUAAUAUUCAUGUUGUUGGGUGGAAUGUCUUGGGGGAGACUUGGCCUUACUUUAGGCCCAAUUUUGUUAGAAUGAAGGAGAUUAUGACUGAGAGAGGGUACUCAAAGGUUGUUGGUUUUGUUCCGACUGGAUGGACCUAUGAAGUGAAGCGCAAUAGGUUUGCUGUGAGGUCUAAGGAUUCGUUUCAGAUUCAUCUUGUGCCGUAUAGUGAGCAUUCGAACUAUGAGGAGCUCAGGGAAUAUGUAAAGUUUUUGAAACCGAAGCGUGUUGUUCCUACGGUGGGUUUGGAUGUUGAGAAAAGUGACAGUAAACAUGCUAACAAAAUGAGGAAGUAUUUUGCUGGAUUAGUUGAUGAGACAGCCAACAAGCAGGAGUUUUUAAGGGGUUUUCGUCGUGGUGCAGGUGAAAUGGUUGAGAAGGAUGUUAGUGAUGCUUUGAAAACAGGGCAAGGCAUCGAGAAAGAAAUCGGGGCAUCUGACAGGGAAGGAAAUAGAAGUAUUAAUCCAGAUAAUGCUGUGAGUUUGUCCUCUUUUACUGGAGAAACUUGCACACGAGAUCCUACUUUACUAAAUGAUGAAGAAAAAGAAAAAAUAAUUCAAGAACUUAGUUGUUGUUUGCCCACAUGGGUCACUCGAAGCCAGGUGUUAGAUCUGAUCAGCAUCUCAGGGAGCAAUGUUGUUGAAGCUGUUUCUAAUUUCUAUGAACGUGAAACGGAAUUUCAUCAGCAAGUAUAUUCCUCUCAAACUUCUGUUUCAAUGUCCAAGUGCUGCUCGUCAAGUGACACUGAUUCACUUUCAAAAACAUGCAUUAAUACAAACAAGACUUACAGCAAUGUUGACAUUUUUCCAAGUCAAGAAUCUAAAUUAACUAACCUGAGGCAUACAGUACCAAAUCGCUUUUCCCCAGCCAAAAGGAAGAAAAGUAGUGAAAGUAAGCCAAACAAGAAAGUAAAAGCCAGAGCAAAAUCAGAAUCAAGUGGUUCAAAGCAGCCCGCUAUAACAAGAUUCUUCAGCAAAGUAUUGCCUGAUAUGCCUGGUAGUACUCAAUCUGAUCAUUUUGACCAAAGCCCUAAAGUUGAAGACUUGUUGCCAAAUGAUGUUGGAGAAUUAUAUAAGGAUGAGAUUGAUCAGUUUAUGCAAAUAAUAAACGGGAAUGAGUCGUUAAAAAAGUAUGCCAUCACUAUAAUUGAGAAGGCAAAAGGAGAUGUUAAUAAGGCUUUGGAUAUGUAUUAUUGUAAUUCUGGCAAUCUUGGUGAAAAUGAAAUAUCAGUUCAAGCAGAGUGCAAAAUCGGCAGACCUUUAGAGAAGAAGUAUGUGUCACAGGAAUUGACAAUUAUACCUGAUAUUUCUGUGCAGAGAGUGUUAAGAGAUAAUGUAGAUGCAACUCAUGUAUGUUUACCACCUAAGAAAUACAACCCUAAAGAACAUGCGUGUUGGAGAGAUGGAGAGCCUGCACCAUAUUUACAUCUUGCACGAACCUUCAACCUACUUGAGGAUGAGAAAGGAAAGAUAAAAGCUACUUCAAUGUUAUGCAAUAUGUUCAGAAGUUUGUUGGCCUUGUCUCCAGCAGAUGUUCUUCCUGCUGUGUAUCUAUGUACAAACAAAAUUGCUCCGGACCAUGAAAAUAUGGAACUAAAUAUUGGUGGAAGUUUAGUCACUGCUGCACUUGAAGAGUCAUGCGGAACAAACCGAUCGAAAAUAAGGGAGAUGUAUAACAAAUUUGGUGAUCUUGGUGAUGUUGCUCAAGAGUGUCGUCAAACACAAAGAUUGCUUGCACCACCAGCACCACUUCUAAUAAAGGAUGUUUUCUCUGCUCUACAAAAGAUAAGUGUACAAACAGGCAAUGGAAGCACAUUUCGGAAGAAAGGCAUCAUUGUUCAUCUCAUGCGUUCCUGCCGUGAGAAGGAGAUAAAGUUUCUUGUACGGACCUUGGUCAGGAACUUAAGGAUUGGGGCAAUGCUCAGAACUGUUUUGCCUGCAUUGGCUCAUGCUGUUGUUAUGAAUUCUUGCCCUUCUGUGCACGAAGAAGAAACUGCAGAAAAUUUGAAGGAGAAGCUUCAGGUCCUUUCUGUGGCAGUUGUUGAAGCAUAUAACAUUCUGCCAAAUUUGGCUCUCAUAGUCCCAUCUCUCAUGAACACAGGCAUUGAUUUUUCGGUUUCAAAUUUAUCAAUGAUUCCAGGAAUCCCUAUUAAGCCUAUGCUUGCGAAGAUCACCAAUGGCAUUCCCCAAGUAUUGAAGCUGUUUCAAAAUAAAGCAUUUACAUGUGAAUAUAAGUAUGAUGGUCAGCGAGCUCAAAUUCACAGAUUACUUGAUGGAUCAAUUUGUGUCUUUUCAAGAAAUGGAGAUGAAUCGACAUCAAGAUUUCCUGAUCUGAUCGACAUAAUUAAGGAUUCCUGCAAGCCUGUUGCAUCAACUUUCAUUAUAGAUGCAGAAGUUGUUGGUAUUGAUAGAAAAAAUGGAUCUAGGAUUAUGUCUUUCCAGGAGCUAUCUUCACGUGGGAGAGGAAGCAAAGAUACUUUAGUUACUACAGAGCGCAUAAAGGUGGACAUUUGCAUCUUUGUCUUUGAUAUCAUGUUUGCAAAUGGAGAGCAGCUAUUGGGUUUUCCUCUCCGCCUAAGACGAAAGCAUCUGAAGGAUUUGUUCCAUGAUGAGAAACCUGGGUAUUUUGAGUAUGCAAAGGAAACAACUAUCGAAGCAGAUGAUGCUUGCUUAACCUGUGAAGCCACGUUAACUAAGAUAAAUGCUUUCCUGGAAGAUGCACUUCGCUCUUCAUGUGAAGGAAUUAUGGUCAAAUCUUUGGAUGUUGAUGCUGGGUAUUCUCCAUCAAAGCGUUCUGAUAAAUGGUUAAAGGUCAAGCGAGAUUAUGUGGAAGGAUUAAAUGAUACUCUUGAUUUAGUACCAAUUGGUGCUUGGCAUGGAAAUGGAAGGAAAGCUGGAUGGUAUAGUCCAUUUCUUAUGGCAUGUUUCAAUCCUGAAACUGAGGAUUAUCAAAGUGUAUGCCGUGUGAUGUCUGGGUUCUCAGAUUCAUUUUACAUAGAGAUGAAAGAAUUCUUCUCUGGGGACAAAGUCUUGUCCAAAAAACCACCAUAUUAUCAAACAGGAGAGGCACCGGACUUGUGGUUUUGUCCGCAACUUGUUUGGGAAAUAAGAGGUGCAGACUUUACAGUUUCCCCAGUUCAUCGUGCUGCCAUUGGUUUAGUUCAUCCUUCUCGAGGCAUCUCAAUCAGAUUUCCAAGAUUUAUUCGGUGUGUGUCAGACAGAAACCCUGAAGAAUGUAGCACAGCUGCCGAUAUAGCUGAAAUGUUUCAUUCUCAGACUCGGAAGAUGGAUGUCACAGCUGAAGAUUGAAUGUUGAUUUGGUUUUCGUGUAUAUAAUCUGUUCUUGAUGUUUAUAGUAUUUCUGGGUAUCAGCUUACUGCAGAUGUUUCAAUGUUUUAUAUGUACAGUGUAGAAGUUUUUAACAACGAAUCUCUUGGC
Messenger RNA from Gastrolobium bilobum, 4411 nucleotides. Its product is annotated as DNA ligase 6. Gene Ontology annotation, molecular function: DNA binding; ATP binding; DNA ligase (ATP) activity. The transcript has 19 exons. Gene Ontology annotation, biological process: DNA recombination; DNA repair; DNA biosynthetic process. Bases 104 to 4282 code for a protein of 1392 amino acids. The record is from RefSeq and is a predicted model, not a curated record. Lineage: Eukaryota; Viridiplantae; Streptophyta; Magnoliopsida; Fabales; Fabaceae.